Hordeum vulgare subsp. vulgare (domesticated barley) is the source of this 2362-nucleotide messenger RNA. RefSeq names its product scarecrow-like protein 21. The transcript is spliced from 3 exons. Gene Ontology annotation, biological process: regulation of DNA-templated transcription. The record is from RefSeq and is a predicted model, not a curated record. Gene Ontology annotation, cellular component: nucleus. NCBI's taxonomy places the organism in Eukaryota, Viridiplantae, Streptophyta, Magnoliopsida, Poales, Poaceae. Bases 234 to 1880 code for a protein of 548 amino acids. Gene Ontology annotation, molecular function: sequence-specific DNA binding; DNA-binding transcription factor activity.
CAUCACCCAUCACCCAUCCCCCCUCCCUCCUCCACCUUCUCUCCCCGCCUGGUCCGUCCAUCCCCCCCGAGCUCCUUCCUUCCUGCCCCCCUUCCACUCGGAGCACCUCCACCCCCGGCACCGACUGCUUCUUGUUUCCUGCGCUGUGCUGGUCAAGAAUCUGGGAUCCUCUCCGGCGCCGCCGCUCGUUUCUUGAUGGCCGCAUAGAUGGCAGGAUCAACUUCAUUUUGAGCAUGUCCCACAAGGUUGCAAUCACCAGUAUGUCAGCUAAGGCUUCAGAACGUACGUAUAGAUGCUCAGAUGAUUCACAAAUGGCGUACUACAACAACUCGGUGCCUUUAGCAGAAAAUGGACGGUUCUAUAUGAUGCAAAAUCAGCUGGAUGCUCACUACACAUCUUCAGGUGAUGGGUCACAGAAAAUUAGCUCCAAUCCUCAAAUAUUUGAAGCACAGUACUGCACACUCGAAUCAUCAUCGGCAAAUGGUACUUAUCCUACACAGAGCUCCACAUCUUCUCAUAGCAUCUCCCCUAUAAGUGGGAGCCCCCUGUCUCAGCAUGACAGCUACUCAUACCACACAUAUGAUUCACCCCCAACUGUUUCAUGUGUUACUGAGAUACCGGAUCUCCAGAGUAAACUAAAGGAGCUAGAAAAUGCAAUUCUUGGACCUGAAUUGGACAUAGCCUCUGACAGCCCCGAGAGCUUAUUGCAAGCCAACAAUCCUUUGAAACAAGAUGACUGGAGACAGCUUCUGGGAAUUAAUACAGGAGACUUGAAGCAGGUGAUCAUAGCAUGUGGUAAGGCUGUUGCAGAGAAUGAUAUAUACACACAAGUACUGAUAUCUGAGCUAGGUCAGCUGGUGUCUGUCUCUGGAGAUCCAAUGCAACGCCUAGGAGCAUAUAUCUUGGAAGGCCUUGUUGCCAGACUUUCUUUCACUGGGAGUAGGCUGUAUAAAUCCUUGAAAUGCAAAGAACCUACAAGCUCUGAGCUCAUGUCCUACAUGCAUCUCCUUUGUGAGAUCUGCCCAUUCUACAAGUUUGGUUACAUGUCAGCCAAUGGUGCCAUAGCAGAGGCUAUUAAAGGCGAGAACUUGAUUCACAUCAUUGAUUUCCAAAUCGCACAAGGGAGCCAGUGGAUAACUAUAAUUCAGGCUCUUGCAGCGAGGCCCGGGGGUCCACCACGCCUAAGAAUCACUGGCAUAGAUGACUCAAAUUCUGCUUAUGCCCGAGGUGGUGGACUGGAUAUGGUUGGGACAAAAUUGCAUAACGUCUCUGCGUCGUAUGGUCUGCCCUUUGAGUUCAAUGCUGUUCAUGCUGCUAGCCAUGAGGUUUAUCUUCAGCACCUUGAUAUAAGGCCUGGGGAGGUUAUUGUGGUGAAUUUCGCCUAUCAGCUGCAUCAUACUCCCGAUGAAAGCGUUAGCAUGGAAAACCAUCGGGACAGGAUUGUAAGAAUGGUCAAGAGCCUAUCCCCUAAGGUGGUGACUCUUGUUGAGCAGGAGUCGAAUACAAACACCCCAUUCUUCCCAAGAUACUUGGAGACCCUCGACUACUACACGGCAAUGUUUGAGUCAAUAGACGUUGCUCUCCCGAGGGAUGAUAAGAGGCGGAUUAGCACGGAGCAGCACUGUGUUGCAAGGGAUAUCGUCAACUUAAUUGCGUGCGAGGGUGCGGAAAGGGUAGAGAGGCAUGAGGUGUUUGGGAAAUGGAAGACAAGGUUUGCAAUGGCUGGAUUUAGGCCGUACCCGCUGAGUUCAGUGGUGAACAACACCAUCAAAACACUGCUGAAUAGCUACCACAGUUGCUACAGGCUUGAGGAGAGGGACGGAGUCCUUUUCCUUGGUUGGAAGAGCAGAGUGUUGGUCGUGUCUUCUGCUUGGUGCUGAGAAGUCCUGAGAAGAAGCUCAUAUGGAACCUGAGCUCAUAAGGGCUUUGCUGCUUGUCGGUUCGGUUUCUCCAGACGGAACCUGAGAUUACAAUGGCUUUGCUGCUUGUCGGUUCAGUUUCCCCAGAUGGAACCCAUGCUCACUGGCCAUCUAAUUCAGUGGAAUCAGCACCAGGAGUUGCUGUGAUAAAACCGCGACCGCGGUGACGUAGAAGAAGGCGUAGUGAUUAAAUAAAUAAAUAAAUAUGUUUAUAGCUAGGAAUUCGGUGUGUUGUGGUUUGCUCCCGUUGGACUAGGAUUGACAUGCUUGUAGCAUACAGUACUACUGUGCUAAUUGGAGGAUGUUUAGAGAUCGAUUAAAAGCUAUGCAGGCACAAGAGGCGCCUGUUGCAUGUCGUUGGUUUGUGUAAUGAUGACGUGAUGGUUUAUUGUAAUCUCCUUCUGCUGCUUGCUGCCCUGAAACAAUACUACAGUUUUUGCGAA